This is a messenger RNA of Cuscuta epithymum, 643 nucleotides long. NCBI's taxonomy places the organism in Eukaryota, Viridiplantae, Streptophyta, Magnoliopsida, Solanales, Convolvulaceae. The record is from the annotation of a GenBank genome assembly.
AGUUUUGAUUUAUUUAAUUUCUUUUUAAUUCCAGAGCUAAUUUUUGAUCAUUUUUUCUUCACAAAGGUAUGGUGCGAUGGUUGAGGACUCGGCUGAUUCUCCCCUGAUUCCUAGAUCUUGCCCAAUUUCGUCCCCAAUUUUGAGAAGUUGUCUAAUUUCAUCGCUGAUUUUGAGAUCUUGCCCGAUUUAUGAGAAUGGAGAAGGAUUUAAAGGAGGACAAGAGUUGAAAUCUUACUUGGGGUUUCUACUAUCCUACGAGGAAUCUAGGUUCAUAGCCAUUGCAUCUACCUUUGGCCGGUGGAUACAACAAGUAUGGACUAUGUUCUACGGUUUGCCUAUACACCAUCCUCCUUACCCUGACCCUAGUGUUCAAUAAGUCAUUGACAAAAUGGUUUCAAAAUGGCUGCCUCUUCACAAAAAACGAAGGUGAUUCCUCUCCGGUUUUUGUUCUUUGGCAUACUCUUGUGUGGGUGCAUGGACCUUUAAAGGCCUUAACAUGUUGCAUACGUAAUUCGGUGUACGAAUUUGUGGAAGCAUAAUUCUUUGUUAGGCCAUGGUUAUGAGUUUUAACUCAUGCUUUUCUUCUAAGUUCUAACAUGACCUCCUUUGUCUUUUCGUAUGGAAAUCCCUAACUGAUUGCAUA